CCCUCAACAAAUUCCACAAAAUGAGGCUUCGACAAAACCCUCAGUAUCAAAGUCUGAACAAUCCUUGGAUCAAUAUUCUAACAAAGCUAUCUUCUUCUGAUAAGAUUAUGAAAAGUUUAGCAAAGUGUCUCCAAAUAACUCAAUCAAAAAAUGCAAAGAAUGAAAAAUCCUCUUAUGAGUCUAACCAGAACAAGUCAUAUUUUAUGCCAUUAAUCGUUUCCUCUCCUCAAAAUUCAAGAAAUCAAAGAUAUGGUUUUCAUGUCAAUCAAAAUCAAAAAAAAAACUUUGGGUUUUUGGAAGGGGGAGAGUUCCAAUGAAAGUGUCAUUUC
This is a messenger RNA of Owenia fusiformis, 329 nucleotides long. Lineage: Eukaryota; Metazoa; Annelida; Polychaeta; Sabellida; Oweniidae. The record is from the annotation of a GenBank genome assembly.